UUUUAAUUUUUUUUUUGCCCAGCUUCACUUUCAAAAGGUUUUCUUUUUAAGCAAUUUUGCCAGCUGGAUUUUAAAACUGGAUUUGAUUACUUUAUCAUAUUUUGAGUUUCACACUGGAGGAAGAAAAGAAACACAAUAUCGGAAAAGAGUUGUCUUUUCAUGGGAUUAUGAGGGAUCUACCCCGUGAUUAUCUGCUACCAAUGUUGCCAAAACAGGCUCAGAGCUUUCUUGUAAGUGGUGCAGUUAUCAUGCACUUCUGCUGCUGAGGUUAACUUUGAACUUGCAAAUCUCAAGUGCUAUUAAGUGUUUUUGCUCACCUCCCAUUCAUCCAAAUGAUCCUCUUGGUACUUCUCAUCAGAGUCCUGACUUUUAGCCUGGACUCCCGGCUACAUGGAGUACAAGCUGAAUCCAAUUUGAACAGCAAGUUUCACUAUGGAAAUGCCAAGGAACAAAAUGGAGUGCAAGAUUCCCAGCAUGAGAAGAUUGUUUCAGUCUCGUUUAAUGGAAGCAUUCACAGUCCGAAAUUCCCCCACACUUACCCACGAAGCACCAUAGUAGUAUGGAGAUUAAUUGCAGAGGAGGAAAAUGUUCGGAUACAACUGACCUUUGAUGAAAAGUUUGGGUUAGAGGACCCAGAAGAUGACAUUUGCAAGUAUGAUUUCGUGGAGAUCGAAGACCUCAGUGAUGGCACGAUCCUCGGUCGCUGGUGUGGUUCAAGCACAGUGCCAAGCAAGCAAAUAUCUAAAGGAAAUCAGAUAAGAGUACGCUUUGUAUCUGAUGAAUAUUUGCCCUCAGAACCAGGGUUCUGCAUCCAUUACACAAUUCUUACCCCGCAACAAGCAGAACCUGCAAGUCCAACCGUUGCUCCACCAUUGGCACUACCAUUUGAUCUACUAAGUGAAACUGUUGCUCGUUUUGAAACUGUGGAAGAAGUCAUACGAUUCCUUGAACCAGAGAGAUGGCAUUUAGACAUAGAAGAACUAUAUAGACCAUCUUGGCAAUUACUUGGGAAGUCUUUUAUCCAUGGAAGAAAAUCCAGAGUGAUGGAUUUGAGUCUUUUAAAAGAAGAAGUGAGACUAUAUAGCUGUACACCACGGAACUUUUCAGUCUCAUUAAGAGAGGAACUUAAGCGAACAGAUGCCAUUUUCUGGCCAAGUUGUCUACUGGUGAAGAGAUGUGGAGGAAACUGUGCAUGUUGCGCUCAUCAUUGCAAUGAUUGCCAGUGCAUCCCUACCAAAGUCACCAAAAAAUAUCACGAGGUACUUCAAGUUAAACAAAGGAGUGGAAUGAGAGGACUGCAGAAAUCUUUGACAGAUGUGCCUUUGGAACACCAUGAAGAGUGUGCAUGUCUGUGCUCGGGUAACACGGGAGGAUAAUUUGAUAGCUGGGAGCCUUCAUUUAUAGAAGCACAUACACGUUACUGCUGUUUCUUUUGGGAAUAGCAGAUUUUUACACUGUAAACAAGGAAGUCUCUCUUCAGCUGCCAGCCCUGGAGAUCUAC
Messenger RNA from Spea bombifrons (plains spadefoot toad), 1501 nucleotides. RefSeq names its product platelet derived growth factor C (gene PDGFC). Gene Ontology annotation, cellular component: membrane. Gene Ontology annotation, molecular function: platelet-derived growth factor receptor binding; growth factor activity. The transcript is spliced from 6 exons. The record is from RefSeq and is a predicted model, not a curated record. Bases 333 to 1376 code for a protein of 347 amino acids. NCBI's taxonomy places the organism in Eukaryota, Metazoa, Chordata, Amphibia, Anura, Pelobatidae. Gene Ontology annotation, biological process: positive regulation of cell migration; positive regulation of MAP kinase activity; positive regulation of phosphatidylinositol 3-kinase/protein kinase B signal transduction.